GACUCUCGUCCCUGUGGCCGCCAUUAAAGAAAAAGGGGCUCGGAAUUAGACGGGAGACGAAUCCCCCCCUCUCCCUGGAACGCGACAUGGGGGUGACCCGCUGACGGGAGCCGGGCGCUCAGGAUGCCGCGGCCGGGCAGCCGCCGACAGAGGCACCGCUGAGAGAGGAGACCCGCCAGCGGGGGCUUCAGGGCACCGACUGCGGCCGCCGCGUCCCUCUGUCUCCGCGCUCGGCGGCGGGGCCGGAGCGUGUGGGAUUCGGCCCCCCCGGCUGAGGAGAACUCGGGGUUCAGCCCCUGGCUGGGGGGAUCUGCGGGUUCGGCCCCCCGUCCGCCGAGGUUCCGCAGUUGAGGAUUGGGGGUUCAGCCCGCCCUUCGGGAGGGCCCUCCCCUGAAGAGACUCUGCGGUCGGUCCCUCCCUCCCCAGCUAGGGCGAUUGUGGGGUUCAGCCCUCAUCACGAGACGUCUCCAUCGGAAGAUUUGCGGGGUUUGCACCCGCGGAGGGAACCCCUCGGCCGCGGCACCUUGGUGGGGCUCGGAGACCCACCUGUCUGUGGGGAUUUCGUGGGGUUCGGCUCAACUUUGGGGUAGGCCCCUGCUGCCGAGAGACUUCGUGGGAUUCAUCCGCCUCUCUGAAAAAACUGGGGCUCCCCCCCGCGAGAAGAUCUGCCCCGAAGAGACUUUGAGGGUCGCCACAGUUUCUCUCUUCCGCCCCCCCAGCCAAGGACCUUCACGCACAACGGAGAAUAUUUGGGUCUCACCCUUCAGAUAAGAGGAUUGUCGAGGAGGGUUAUGCUCACAAGAAAACAUACCUCGCUGGGCUGCUGCUGAGGGGGCGUUCGGGGUCCCCUUCUCACUCAAGAACCCCCCUCCGGCGGAUUUUGGGGUACCCCCGGGAGAAUUUUACCCCACUCUUGGGAAUUCUUAAGAUUUAUCUAGUUUCUGAUGCCUGAAGUUUUUGUCUGAUCUAAUUUUUAAUUUAUUUGGAAUAUAUUUUGAGAGGGAGAAGAAUCUGACACCCCCGCUUUACUCUUCCCCUCGGACUCUUACCGACCCACAACCACUCAGCCCUAGUCAUUCCACUAUUUGCCCCUCUCAUCUGGCGAUUAAGAAACAAGAGGAAGAGCAGGGAGGUUGCUGGAUUAAUUUCCCCUGUUGGAUUAUUUAUUCCUCAACUCCCUCGUUUGGCUACUGAGAUAAAGGGAGGGGGCUUGAACCCAUUUUACCUCCUGCCCCAUUGGAUUAAUUACCCUACUUCUCUCCCCUCGUUGGAUCAGCUACUGUCUUCUCUUCCCUUGGUCUUCGAUUGAGUAGACAAGAGAAGCAGGGAGGAUUGUGUUUCUUAAUCUCCCAUCGUUGGAUUAUUGACCCUUCUUUUCUCCCCGUUAUUGUUUUUACCCCGUUUUGGCAGAAGAGGAGGAAAGAUUCUGACUCUUUUGCCCACUUUUCACUGCUCCCCCCCCCCCCCGUUUGUGUCUCAGUGUGUAAAAUCCCUUAUUUAAUUGUGGUGUUUGUGCGUGUGUAACCAACCUCUUUCCCCCCCCCCCUUUCCUUCUGUGUGUCUCCCUCCCCUCUAUCUCUCUGUCUCUCUCUCUCUGUGUCUGUCUCUUUCUUUCUUGUCGGAGGCUGUGGGAUAAUGGCGUGUGGGUUGUGGCUGUGAGGAUGAGUUCCUGCUUCGUGCCGAACGGGGCCAGCCUGGAGGAUUGCCAUUCCAACCUUUUCUGUCUGGCUGACUUGACUGGGAUUAAAUGGAAACGAUACGUAUGGCAAGGUCCAACAUCUGCCCCAAUUCUCUUUCCGGUAACGGAGGAGGAUCCCAUUUUGAGCAGUUUCAGUCGCUGUCUGAAAGCCGAUGUACUGAGUGUUUGGCGGCGCGAUCAGAGACCUGGACGCAGAGAGUUGUGGAUAUUUUGGUGGGGCGAUGACCCCAACUUUACUGAUCUUAUUCAUCAUGACCUCUCAGAAGAGGAAGACGGCAUAUGGGAGAAUGGACUGUCUUACGAAUGUCGCACUCUGCUUUUCAAAGCAGUUCACAACCUGCUGGAGAGGUGUCUAAUGAACCGAAAUUUUGUGCGCAUUGGGAAGUGGUUUGUGAAGCCUUAUGAGAAAGAUGAAAAACCUAUAAAUAAAAGUGAGCACUUGUCUUGCUCUUUCACCUUUUUCUUGCAUGGGGACAGCAAUGUUUGUACCAGUGUGGAAAUCAACCAGCACCAACCUGUAUAUCUUCUGAGUGAAGAACAUCUUACCCUUGCCCAGCAGUCUAACAGCCCUUUUCAAGUUAUCCUAAGUCCAUUUGGAUUAAAUGGCACACUCACAGGACAGUCAUUCAAGCUCUCAGAUUCAUCUACAAAAAAGCUGAUUGGUGAAUGGAAACAAUUCUAUCCUAUCACAUCUAACCUGAAGGAGGGUUCUGAGGAAAAACAAGAAGAGAUGGAUUGGGAAGAUGACUCUCUGGCUGCUGUGGAAGUCCUUGUAGCUGGUGUGCGAAUGGUCUACCCAGCAUGCUUUGUUCUAGUUCCUCAGACAGACGUUCCUGCUCCUAGCACUGUGGGGAUUUCUCACUGUUCAACUACUUGCUUGGGUGUCCACCAAGUGCCUGUUUCCACAAGGGAUCCUGUCAUGUCUUCUGUAACUUUGACUCCACCUACGUCCCCAGAGGAAGUUCAGACAGUUGAUGCUCAGUCAGCCCAGAAGUGGGUGAAAUUUUCUUCUGUUUCUGAUGGAUUUAGCUCUGACAGUACUAGCCACCACGGUGGCAAAAUCCCUAGAAAACUAGCCAAUCAGGUGGUGGAUCGAGUUUGGCAAGAAUGCAAUAUGAACAGAGCACAGAACAAGAGAAAGUAUUCUGCUACGUCAAAUGGCUUAUGUGUUGAAGAGACAGCUGACAAAGUAGCAUCCUGGGAUUUUGUUGAAGCCACACAGAGGACAAAUUGCAAUUGCUCAAGGCACAAAAAUCUUAAACCAAGAAGUUCGGGUCAGCAGGGGCAGGCACCACCUGUAGGCCAACAACAACAAGCAGCUCCGAAGCACAAGACAAAUGAGAAGCAAGAGAAGGGGGAUAAGCCACAAAAACGCCCUCUGACUCCUUUUCACCAUCGUGCAUCUAUUAGUGACGAUGUUGCCAUGGAGGCAGAUUCAGCAAGUCAGAGGCUUGUGAUCACAGCACCAGACAGUCAAGUGAGAUUUUCAAAUAUCAGAACUAAUAAUGAUGUAGCAAAGACUCCUCAGAUGCAUGGCAGUGAAAUGGCAAAUUCACCUCAACCACCACCACUUAGUCCCCACCCAUGUGAUGUAGUUGAUGAAGGGGUAACUAAAACUCCUUCUACUCCUCAGAGCCAGCAUUUCUAUCAGAUGCCAACACCAGAUCCCUUGGUUCCCACAAAAACAAUGGAAGACAGGAUAGACCCCUUGUCUCAGCCUUUUCCACCUCAAUUCCCAGAAGUUAUAGAACCUACAAUGUAUGUUGGUACUGCAAUGAAUUUGGAGGAAGAUGAUGCUAACACUACUUGGAAGUUUUACAAAGUUCCAAAGAAAAAGGAUGUGGAAUUCUUACCACCACAACUUCCAAGUGAUAAAUUCAGAGAUGAUCCAGUAGGACCAACUGGGCAGGACAACAUAACAUCAGUUACAGAAUUAAUGGUGCAGUGUAGGAAGCCUUUAAAGGUUUCAGAUGAACUGGUGCAGCAAUAUCAGAGUAAAAACCAAUACCUAGUAGCAGUAGUGUCUGAAGCUGACCAAGAACCUGAAAUUGAUCCUUAUGCAUUUGUUGAUGGUGACGUGGAAUUCCUUUUUCCUGAUAACAAAAAGGAUAGGCAAAACAGUGAAAGAGAAGCUGGGAGAAAACACAAGGCUGAAGAUGGGACUUCUAAUGUUACAGUUUUAUCCCAUGAAGGAGAAGAUGCUAUGUCACUGUUUAGUCCUUCUGUCAAGCAAGAUGCACAACGCAUUGCUGCUCACGCUCGCACUGCAUCAACUAGCCUGUUUCAUGAAACAGACCUGGUAGUCUCUUAUACUGACCUUGACAAUCUCUUCAACUCUGAUGAAGAUGAACUAACACCUGGAUCUAAAAGAACAGUGAAUGGCUCAGAUGAUAAAUCCAAUUGCAAAGAGUCAAAAGCAGGAAAUUUGGACCCGUUGUCAUGCAUAAGUACUGCAGAUCUUCAUAAAAUGUAUCCAACACCACCAUCAUUGGAACAACAUAUUAUGGGGUUUUCACCAAUGAAUAUGAACAAUAAGGAAUAUGGGAAUAUGGAUGCUACGCUUGGAGGAACUAUACUUGAAGGGAAUAGCUCUAGUGUAGGCAUUCAGUUUAGAAUUGAAGUAGAUGAAGGAUUCUGCAGUCCAAAACCUUCUGAAAUCAAGGAUUAUUCCUAUGUCUAUAAGCCUGAGAAUAGUCAGGCUUUUGUGGGGUGUUCCAUGUUUGCCCCACUAAAGACUCUCCCCAGCCAAUGUCUCCCUCCUGUCAAGCUGCCAGAGGACUGCAUUUACCGUCAGAGUUGGACUGUUGGAAAACUGGAGUUACUUCCUCCAGGACCCACCAUGCCAUUCAUCAAAGAGGGUGAUGGAAGCACUAUGGAUCAAGAGUAUGGCCCUGCCUACACGCCACAAACUCAUACUCCAUUUGGGAUGCCGCCCAGUAGUGCACCUCCCAGCAAUAGUGGAACAGGAAUUCUCCCAUCUCCUUCCACUCCUCGGUUCCCAACUCCUAGAACACCAAGGACACCUCGUACCCCUCGUGGAGCUGGUGGACCUGCCAGUGCUCAAGGUUCAGUCAAAUACGAAAAUUCUGAUUUGUAUUCACCAGCGUCCACACCAUCAACAUGUAGACCACUAAAUUCAGUUGAACCUGCAACUGUACCAUCCAUCCCUGAGGCACACAGUCUUUAUGUGAAUCUCAUCCUUUCAGAGUCAGUAAUGAAUCUGUUCAAAGACUGUAACUUUGAUAGCUGCUGCAUCUGUGUCUGCAACAUGAACAUCAAAGGUGCUGAUGUUGGAGUUUACAUUCCAGAUCCAACACAAGAGGCUCAAUAUAGGUGUACCUGUGGCUUCAGUGCUGUCAUGAAUAGAAAGUUUGGCAACAACUCUGGAUUGUUUCUUGAAGAUGAAUUGGAUAUCCUCGGGCGUAAUACAGAGUGUGGCAAAGAAGCAGAGAAACGUUUUGAAGCUCUUAGAGCUACUUCUGUUGAGCGAGGACUGAAAGAACCUGAGAAAUUGCCUGAUGAGUUGAUGCUGUUGAUGCAAGAUCAGUGCACCAACUUGUUUUCACCAUUUGGAGCAGCAGAUCAAGAUCCUGUAGCCAAAUUUGGUGCAGUUAACAACCUGGUACGUGUAGAAGAAAGGGAUUGUUGCAAUGACUGCUCCUUAGCGUUAGAACAUGGGCGCCAGUUCAUGGACAAUAUGUCAGGAGGAAAAGUUGAUGAAGCACUUGUGAAAAGUACUUGCUUGCAUCACUGGUCAAAAAGAAAUGUUGUGGAUGUGAGCAUGCAGUGUUCACAGGACAUCCUUCGCAUGCUUCUGUCGCUCCAGCCAGUUCUUCAGGAUGCUAUUCAGAAAAAGCGAAUAGUCCGAUCUUGGGGUGUGCAGGGCCCCCUCACGUGGCAGCAGUUUCACAAAAUGGCUGGCCGAGGCUCUUAUGGAACUGAUGAGUCCCCAGAACCACUGCCAAUUCCAACAUUUUUGCUGGGAUACGAUUAUGAUUUUCUGGUGCUGUCUCCAUUUGCCUUGCCAUACUGGGAGAGGCUGAUGUUGGAACCUUAUGGAUCUCAAAGAGACAUUGCUUAUGUUGUGGUGUGUCCUGAGAAUGAGGCCCUGCUGAAUGGAGCAAAAAGCUUCUUUAGAGAUCUGACUGCAGUAUAUGAGGCUUGCAGACUCGGUCAGCAUAGACCUAUCUGUAAACUGCUCUCUGAUGGGAUCAUGAGAGUUGGAUCCACUGCUUCAAAGAAACUUUCUGAAAAGUCGGUCACAGACUGGUUUUCUCAGGCAACUAAUGCCAACAAUGAAGCAUUUUCCAAACUCAAGCUCUAUGCUCAAGUUUGCAGAUAUGACCUGGGUCCUUAUCUUGCUUCUCAGCCAUUAGACAAUUCUUUACUUUCUCAGCCAAAUCUAGUUCCCCUCACGAGUCAGUCUGCAUCCACUCAGCCACUGGUUGCAGGUAACACUGGAAAUUCCAACACUCCAUUGUCCAGUACUGCAGCUGCUACCAGUAGUACCAUGACGGUGACUUCAAACAGUGCCAUGUCUUCUGCAGCUACUACAACUAAUUCAACUUUGACCACUACUGCCCCCUCAUCUUCUUCCACCAACAUAGGCAGCGGGAUAUCAACAAACAAACCUUCAUUUCCACCUUUUAGUGGCAUGAACAGUACUACUUCUGCCUCCCUGCCUACACAGGCUCCAACAGCCCCGAAUGGACAGACAGGGGGACAGCAGCAACAACCAGCUCUUCAAGCAGCUACGAUAUCUGGGGAAACUUCAUCUGCCCCUCCACAGCCACACCCAGAAGUCUCUGAAAGCACUAUGGAUCGUGAUAAAGUUGGAGUCCCUACAGAUGGAGAUUCACAUGCUGUCUCCUAUCCACCUGCAAUUGUAGUUUAUAUAAUUGAUCCGUUUACGUAUGAAAAGAAAGAUGAGCAUAGCAACUCAUCCAAUGUGUGGACCCUUGGGCUUCUUCGUUGCUUUCUAGAGAUGGUUCAGAUUCUUCCUCCUAAUAUCAGGAGUACAGUUUCUGUGCAGAUUGUCCCUUGUCAGUACCUGUUACAACCUGUGAAACAUGAAGAUAGGCAAAUCUACACCCAACACUUAAAAUCUCUAGCAUUUUCAGCAUUUACACAGUGUCGGAGACCACUUCCAACUUCAACCAAUGUCAAAACAUUGACUGGUUUUGGCCCAGGUUUAGCAAUGGAAACUGCUCUUAAGAGCCCUGAUAGACCAGAGUGUAUUCGACUCUAUACACCCCCUUUUAUAUUGGCUCCUGUAAAGGACAAGCAAACAGAGUUAGGAGAAACUUUUGGAGAGGCUGGACAGAAAUAUAAUGUGCUUUUUGUGGGCUAUUGUUUAUCUCAUGAUCAAAGAUGGCUUCUUGCGUCAUGCACAGAUCUCUAUGGAGAACUGCUAGAAACUUGCAUAAUUAAUAUCGAUGUACCAAACAGAGCUCGUAGGAAAAAAGGUUCUGCCCGCAGGCUUGGUCUCCAAAAACUCUGGGAAUGGUGCUUGGGACUUGUGCAGAUGAGUUCAUUGCCCUGGAGAGUUGUAAUAGGCCGUUUAGGAAGGAUAGGUCAUGGAGAAUUAAAAGAUUGGAGCUGUUUGCUGAGUCGCCGAAACCUCCAGUCACUCAGCAAGAGACUGAAAGAUAUGUGUAGGAUGUGUGGUAUAUCUGCUGCAGAUUCUCCCAGCAUUCUCAGUGCUUGCUUGGUGGCAAUGGAACCACAAGGGUCUUUUGUUAUUAUGCCAGAUUCGGUGUCAACAGGUUCUGUAUUUGGACGCAGCACUACUUUAAAUAUGCAGACAUCUCAGCUGAAUACCCCACAGGACACAUCAUGCACUCAUAUACUUGUGUUUCCUACGUCUGCCUCUGUGCAAGUAGCAUCGUCGACCUAUACCACUGAAAAUUUGGACUUGGCCUUCAAUACAAACAAUGAUGGAGCAGAUGGAAUGGGUAUCUUUGAUUUGUUAGACACUGGAGAUGACCUUGAUCCUGAUAUUAUUAAUAUCCUUCCUGCAUCCCCUACUGGAUCCCCUGUACAUUCACCAGGAUCCCAUUACCCCCAUGGAGGUGAAAUGGGCAAGGGUCAAGGUACAGAUAGAUUGCUUUCAACAGAAUCUCAUGAUGAAGUAACAAAUAUCCUGCAACAGCCAUUGGCCCUUGGUUACUUUGUAUCAACUGCCAAAGCCGGUCCAUUGCCUGAGUGGUUUUGGUCAGCAUGUCCUCAAGCACAAAAUCAGUGUCCCCUGUUUCUUAAGGCCUCUUUGCACCUCCAUGUGCCUUCAGUGCAAUCAGACGAGCUACUCCACAGUAAACACUCCCACCCACUUGACUCUAAUCAAACUUCUGAUGUUCUCAGGUUUGUUUUGGAACAGUACAAUGCACUCUCCUGGCUAACCUGUGAUCCCGCAACCCAGGACAGACGGUCAUGUCUCCCAGUUCAUUUUGUGGUGCUGAAUCAGUUGUAUAACUUUAUCAUGAAUAUGCUGUGAUCUUCAUCUGAACUUUGCAAGAAGAGAACAAGGAAAAGGGAUAUUUCACUGCAGGACUAAGUUAAUUCUUCUCAGUUCAAGUUAUUUGUGAUGGGGUAUAAUUCUUGUUACUUCCAACAAAUAUUGUUUUGACUUCUGAGGGGCACAUAAUCCUGCUGUCUUUGUUUCAUUGACUCUACAGGACUCUUUUUAGAAUGAUGAUUGAUCAGUCAAAAUGUAUUAUAACAUUUUAGUGGCAAAAUUGACCCUUUUUUCCCAGUCACAGUAUUUGUGAAAAGUAAUGAGCCAUAGUACCCAGUCAUGUUUAAUGAAUACUAAAAGCAUGGAGACGAGAAGAGACGUGAGGAACAAUAGGUUUCAACCUAUGGCUUCAGAACAUCAAGAUGUUCUUGUAUCGGAUUAUAGUACCUAGUAUUCAGAAAAUGCCUGCAUCUCUUAUUUAUUGUAAGUUUUUAAAUGUAUAAAUUGUCUUAUAUUUCUUAACCUCUUUUAUAAAAAUUUUCCUAGAAGGUUUAUACUGCCUUCUUGCUUUAAAGCAAUUGGUCUAAAAUAUAUGUAAUCGUCUUAAUUAAAAGUUGCAGUAGGUUGCUUUUAGAGUAUUAUUUUUUUGUAAGGGAGUGGGUGGGGACAGUAAAUUUGUAUUGUCUUGAUGUACAGUUUAAUGGGGAUAGAGAGGUUAAUGUCCAUACCAUUGUGUGUGGGGGAUUUACAGCUAAGCUGUAGUUGCAGAGUACAUGUACAGUAAUGAAGUUCACUGUGUUUAUAUAAAUUGAAAAGGUACCGGGUCUUACAGCAUUUUAUAUCACACCUUUACAGAGUAACAUAAUGGCAAUAUAUAAGUGAUAUUGUAGGUGGUUUAACUUGUAGUGAGAAUAAAAUGAAUUAACUCGUCAGUUUAAUUUUGUGUUAUGGCUCAGGGCUGUGGCCAAUUUUUCAGACCUUUUUCCAUUUAUUGUGGAAAGAUUUAUUACUACAAGAAUCUUUGCUACCCAAUGUAGGUAACCAGGAAUUUUUGGCAUAGUGGGAAUUGCAUCACGUUCUGUAAGACUUGUGUUCAUCACAAAUCAGAUGGAACAUGUAGGUAUAGAAAAACAUUAUAAUGAAAUUGCCACAAAGAAUCCUCCUGUAGGCUGAAGUUUCGCCCAGCUCUAGCCAUUUUACAAAUGCAAAAACAGUCAAUCUUGACUUUAAGAUUGGUGUGUGUUUGACUAAAAUGUGGUGUAUAUAGAUUUUCAGUGAAUUCUGGUAUUCAGAUUUUAUUCCACUGGUGAAAGAAGCAUUUUCCUUUUCCUUUUUAAUCUAUUUUUGGCACUGUGGUGAGGGUCCCAGGCACCAGUGUAUCGACUUUCCCCUUCAGAUUCUAGCCAGGGCAUGUGCCAAUGAGGCUCAAGCCUCCCUAAGGAAGGGACUCGGGAGUCAUGGGACUUCUGUAUGCCUCUUCCUCUACAAUCACCAUUUCCCCCUCACCUAACACUUCCUUCCUUGACUUGCACAUGCCAAAUCUAUAAUGCUCUAAAAUGGCCCCUACGGGUGCUCGUGAGCAAUUCCUUCCUUUGUUCCUCACCCCCUGACUGCCGGACAGAAAACUUACUCUUGCGGUGCCCUUGUCAGUCUGAUGUGAGAACCCACGUUAGUUUAGCACCUGGAUCUCACUGGACAACUUAAACUAUCCAUCCUGCUCAUAAAGUUUUUAAGGAGCCAGUUUUAAAAUCCCUUUGUGCACCCACUGUUAAUCCUCUACAAGGAUAAAAAAUCACUUGUAUUUACAAAACUAAAUUUAGUAUCUUACUGAAAAUCAUGUUUUGUAACUACAAAAUAUUUUCCUGAAAUAUCACUUCAUGUGAACAAACAUAACCUCUUUGCUAAUAUUCUCUAUAUACAAUAUUAGCAGUCUUACUUUGUAUAAAGAAAAUGUACAAUUGGUGACAGAUUUUUUUUUUCAAUCAUUUCUUCAAAAUAACAGUACUGCAAUCAGAUGUCAGCCUAUUUUGAUAUUAAAGUUAAAAAAAAAAUUGGGUCUCUGCAUUAAUUUUUCUUGAUUAUGCUAAAACACACCACAUAUUGACUAGCAUAUUUUGUUCAAUAGCAGCUUUUUCUUUUCAAUGUGGCUGAGAUUUUUGAGGGAAAAGAUGCUCCUAAGCCUGGAAUUUUCAAAGCUUACAUCCAAUAUUUUUAGCUCAGUGUUGCCAGAUGGCUGAUUUUAAAACCUGUCUUAAUGUUAACACACCUCUUUAGCUUGGAACUUGUUGGAAGUGGGCUAUUUAAAAUCUGACAGUGACUUGUAUUCAUAAGUGAGCCAGCUGCCUGAAUGCUGAGGUCCAGUUCAUACUAUAUAGCUAAAUGAAUGUACUCUGAAAUUCCUCAACUGUAUAGAAAAACAGCCAGUAAAAGUUUUUCAAAUGCAGUCAGAAAUAUAAACUGAUAAAUUAACCACUAGAAAAUAUCAGAAGCCCCCUUUUUGAAAUGUUCUUUUUAGAAAGCAUUUGUACUAGGAGACUGUAUCUUCCUAGUGGCAUUCAUUGCCAGCAAUGUACAUAUCAAAACUGCUGGCGCCAAGGAGCUAUCUAUCAUAUUUGGCUUACUUUUAAAUAAGUUCCUUUCACCUUUUAUGAAUCAAAUUCCUUUGGAAUGAUUAACCCUUCCUCUCUUAAAGUGGACAUGACAAAUUACUGACAACAAUUAUAUUGUCACAGCCUGUUAACAGCAGAGUUGAUCAGAAGGUGCAAGCUUUAUAGCAGAGUUUAUACAGAUCAUUGACAGUUUGGGCAGCAGCUUCUCAAAAUGCUUGUUCCUGGUGUUGGUCUGUGCAGCUCUCUGUUUAGUAGUAUUUUGUGGAAGUUCACUAUUAAGUAUUUUGGAUUUCAAAUGAUAGCCACAUACGGUAUCCUUCCAGCCAGUCAAAAAAUCUAGCCAUACUCUCUUUAUGCAAGCCAUUCACUCAUCUGGACUUAAUUCUGUAUGAAUUAGAUUCUUGUACACGUUAUUGUUUGGCCAGUGGGCCACCAAGUGUACUUACAUACAAUCCUUAAAUUUUUAAGUAGUUGUAAUUUUUAAAACUUUCUAACAUUUUCUGAAAUGGCUAAAAUUAAAGUUAUCACUAAAAUCCUCAGCUAUAUUCUUGCUCAGCUGUCAGUAUGGCACAGAUUACUCUUACUAUAUUCUUUUCAUCUCCAUAUUUACCUUCUAUGGUGACUUUUAACGUCAUGUGUUUCUACAAAGAUUUGCAGAUGUCUUUAAUCAAGCACUAUUUGUUAAUACUGUACUAUCAAAAUAUUAUGUUGCUGCAUUAUUUAAAAACAUUCAAAUUUAAUAGAUGAAAAGGUUUUUUAAAUGCUAUUGCACCAUAUAAUUUGCUGCGCAACAGUCUAUGGUAUAGCAUAUCAGUCUGUUAAUAUCCAUGUAAUGUUACAUGAAACAAUGUUUUGGGCUGGGUUUCCUCUGAGAACUCAGUUUCUCAGUUUUCAUGAAAUUGUGUGACUAACUAUUUUGACACAAAUUCUAAGGUGGGAAAAUUAAUUUUCUCCAUCUUAAUUGAAGGAUUCAGAACUAUGUCUUAUAUUUAGAAAAUCUUAUUUGUGGGUUACUCUUUAUUUUCAAUGAAGUGAAACUUCAUUUACAGUAAAACUGGAUUUGGGACCUACAAUAAUCCUCAGGGUCACUUUUUCAGGAAGUUUUAAUGUAGCUUUAGGUUAUCCAAAUAAACUGGAUUUGAGGACCUUGAAAAGCUAUUGGGUUUAAAUUGCAAAUUGUGGCAUCAUUACUGGACAUGUCAGUUUCAUCAAUCUUCUCAAAACAGCUGGGUCACUUUAAGGGGAGUUUUUAAGGUCUCACUCAGCAGUGACAUUUAAUGGUCCAAGUCUUCUUAUUUAAUAUGACAUAAAAUCAAAUAAGGAACAAACACUAUUGCUGCCGAAUGCCAUAAACACUGAGUUGUACAAAUUGUGAUUGAGGAAAUGAAAAAGUUUAUACUUUUAAAAAAAAAAUCAAAUGGAAUAAAUUAUUCAUGAAGCCUUGA
Gopherus evgoodei (Goodes thornscrub tortoise) is the source of this 12207-nucleotide messenger RNA. It is a transcript of the gene MED13, whose product is annotated as mediator complex subunit 13. Gene Ontology annotation, cellular component: mediator complex. The transcript is spliced from 30 exons. Bases 1662 to 8192 code for a protein of 2176 amino acids. Lineage: Eukaryota; Metazoa; Chordata; Testudines; Testudinidae. Gene Ontology annotation, biological process: regulation of transcription by RNA polymerase II. The record is from RefSeq and is a predicted model, not a curated record. Gene Ontology annotation, molecular function: transcription coregulator activity.